Molecule: messenger RNA, 5786 nt
Organism: Arvicanthis niloticus (Nile rat)
Lineage: Eukaryota; Metazoa; Chordata; Mammalia; Rodentia; Muridae
Source: RefSeq, a predicted model, not a curated record
CCCGGAGCCUCGCGACGCUGGCUGUCCCUGUCUCUGGCAGCCUAGUGGCAGCAUGGCCACGGUGGCAGCGGCGGCCCGCGGGGCCGGGGCGAGGGCGGCGGCGGCGGGGCUGCGGAGCGGCGGCGGGGCUGUGGCUCGGGGACGGCCGCGCGCGAGCUGCGCUCGGCGCCUGUGCACUGCCCCGGCUGCCCCGGCUGCCGUGGACAUGAAGAGUUACCUGUGGGCGCGCUACCACGAGGCGAAGAGGAGCACGGACGAAUUGGUUCCAUCCAUCAUGAACAACUUGCUGAACCCAGAUGCCAUUUUCUCGAACAAUGAGAUGAGCCUGUCGGACAUCGAGAUAUAUGGCUUUGAUUACGAUUACACCCUGGUGUUCUAUUCCAAGCACCUCCACACACUUAUCUUCAAUGCUGCCCGGGACCUUCUCAUCAACGAGCACAGGUAUCCUGCGGAGAUCAGGAAGUAUGAGUAUGACCCAAACUUUGCCAUCCGGGGACUCCAUUACGACGUCCAGCGGGCAGUGUUGAUGAAGAUCGACGCUUUUCAUUACAUCCAGAUGGGAACGGUGUACAGAGGCCUCAGUGUUGUUCCUGAUGAAGAAGUCAUAGACAUGUACGAGGGUUCCCACGUGCCCUUGGAGCAGAUGAGUGACUUCUAUGGAAAGAGUUCUCACGGGAACACCAUGAAGCAGUUCAUGGACAUCUUCUCGCUGCCUGAGAUGACCCUGCUGUCCUGUGUGAACGAGCACUUCCUGAAGAACAACAUUGAUUAUGAGCCGGUGCACUUGUACAAAGACGUCAAGGACUCCAUAAGGGAUGUCCACAUCAAAGGAAUAAUGUACCGGGCAAUCGAAGCAGAUAUUGACAAGUACAUCUGUUAUGCUGAGCAGACACGUGCGGUGCUGGCUAAACUGGCUGACCACGGCAAGAAGAUGUUCCUCAUCACCAACAGCCCAAGUAGCUUCGUAGACAAAGGGAUGCGGUACAUCGUGGGGAAGGACUGGCGGGACCUGUUCGAUGUGGUCAUCGUUCAGGCUGAGAAACCGAACUUCUUCAAUGACAAGCGGAGACCUUUCCGGAAGGUGAAUGAGAAAGGUGUCUUACUCUGGGAUAAAAUCCACAAGCUGCAGAAAGGCCAGAUUUACAAGCAGGGCAAUUUGUAUGAAUUUUUGAAGCUCACUGGAUGGAGAGGGUCCAAAGUGCUGUAUUUUGGUGACCACAUAUACAGUGAUCUGGCGGAUCUGACCCUGAAGCACGGCUGGCGCACUGGAGCCAUCAUCCCCGAGCUUCGUUCUGAGCUCAGAAUCAUGAACACGGAGCAGUACAUCCAGACCAUGACCUGGCUGCAGACUUUGACGGGGCUCUUGGAGCAGAUGCAGGUCCACAGAGAUGCCGAGUCACAGCUGGUUUUGCAGGAGUGGAAAAAGGAGAGGAAGGAGAUGAGAGAAAUGACCAAAAGUUUCUUCAACGCCCAGUUUGGGAGCUUGUUCCGCACAGACCAGAAUCCAACCUACUUCCUGAGGCGCCUGUCGAGGUUCGCUGACAUCUACAUGGCGUCUCUGAGCUGCCUCCUGAACUACGACGUCCACCACACAUUCUACCCCAGAAGGACUCCCCUGCAGCACGAGCUUCCUGCGUGGUCGGACAGCCCGUCUGCCUCCAAAGCCCCUCUGCUGCAGGAGGCGCAGGCCAAGUAAUCCUGUGUUUGCCUGAGGAAAAAGCCAGAAGCAUUCGUGGCCUCACAGCGGGUCAAGUAGCCUGAGAGUUGCUUCUCAGAGUCAGAUACGCCUUUUGUAUUUUUUUCUACCUUACCAUGAAUACUGUCCUGUCCAGGUUGAGACAGGAGCUGGCUGCCUGAGGCCUCCUGUCCCUUCUCCACACAACGGUGUUGAAACACUGUGGUGUUGCCUUGUUUAUCGUGGAACCAGCAACGCCAGACCUCUUGACGAGUGAAACCUCUUGAUGGCUGGCUGUGUUCCGUGGGGCAAGAGUGGACACUUCCUGAUUCUGUGAGACAUUUCUUGGUUGUUUACAUGCAACACUGGGGACCGCAAGGGCGUGUGAUCUGCAGAGACAACAGGGAGCAGGUUGCUGAGGGUGUAGCCCUACCUGUGGCCAGUUCCCCCGGUCUUCUGGUCUUAAGCUUUCAAAGAGAUUUUCACAUAGAAAUCACAGCCCCCCACAAUGACUUCGUUGAAGGAGAACCAGAAGCAUUUGUCCUCAGUGUAUACUUGCUUUGUCUGCCCCAAGGGGUGAUGGGUAGGUUCCCUCCUCCCCAGGAAAGGCAAGAGGAGACAGCUACUCUGCUAAAAUUGCCUUUCAGCCAGUCUGCUCGACGUGAUAGAAGACAAGAAAGACUCAAAGCCUUGGGACUCAGCCUGUGGCCAGCGCUAGCCUGUGUGCUAGGACACCCAGCACAGACAGCUCGCUGGUGGGAACUGGGAUCGCUACAUUUCAUGCUGAGAACCAAGCUGGAGAAAUCUCUUCUACCCUUCCCCCUCUGGAGGGAAGAAUCCUUUAUUACAUCUGAUUGCAGUAUCUUUGAACAUAUUUGAUGCUUGGGCACCACAGGAGUGGCUGCUGUUAUCGACACAGUUCUGUUUAAUGCCAUGUUCAUUGCAAAUGGUCAUGGCCAGAUUAGCCUUGUCUCAUGUGGCCUGACUCUUGUAAGCUUUUGUGCUAAUGUGGUGGUGCUGCUGCCGCCAUAGCUGCUGUCGCCAUAGCUGCUGCUUCUUUCUUCUCCUCUCCUUUCCCCCUCCUUUACCCCUGUAUCCCCCCACCUCCUACCCCCCAGUUAGGGUCUUGCUAUGGAGCCUGGGCUGGCCUUGGACUCAAUCCUCCUGCCUCAGCCUCCUGAGUGUUGUAUUACAGGCAUGCAACUGUGGUGUGGCAUGCAUACAUAUAAAGAAAGGCAGGGCUGUGAAGGAGACUUGUAGUGAGCGCCCGCUCUUUGGUGUCGUCACUGCAAUGAGUAGAUCCUCACCAGCUGUUGAGGGGCUGCGGCCUUGGCCUGUUGCGGAUUGCUUACCAGUAUGCAGAGGUUAAAUGAACUGUGCAGCAUUCACUGUAAUGCCGUGUAUUAACAUGGGAUCUUUGAUGUUGGUAGUGUUUGACAUUGUUGCGAAGGCGACCUUUCAAGCCCCCUCCCCGCUUCUUCUGUUCUAAACGCUGCGGCUCAGCAUUCUGCUCAGAACGGGAUGGGCAUUCCCGUGUUAGCCGUGGCAGCUGUUCAGUGUCAGGGUCCUAUAAGGAUGCAUGCUGCUCGGAAUGCCCCUAACUCGUGCUUUGUAGGAGUAGAAUGAAGAAGGGUAGACCAGAUGCCAGUUUCCAGGGUUCGUUUACUCCAGAUUAAGGUGGAACUGCUUCCUUGUGCUUAUAGUAGGUGACCUAAGCCUUGGGGGAGGAAAACAUCUCCUGGGUUUGAGAAAUGAAUUUUACAACCUAUUCUUGUGUACAAGGAUCACAGUCUUGGGGUCCCCAAGCGGGACAGUACUGGGGUCAGCUGGGAUGUCGCACCAGACCAGCAGCUGCAGACGACUGCACACAGAAACCGUGCUCUGGCAGCGUAGGCUGGCACAGCCUCCCUGUAGGAAAAACAGGGGCAUUUCCACUGUGUUAUGGUCCUCAUCUAGUGUGGUUGGGGGACAAGUUUUAGCUCGUUCCUGGGACUCUUGGCUGGGAGUCUGACCCACUGCACUGGUAUCUGUUCUUUCUAGAGUAUUCUUUUGUGUGCACAUUGAGGAUGGUAUAGGUAAAAGGGAAGGCAGGCCUUGUUUCCACCUUUAAAAAAAAUCAAAUUGUAAAUCGAACAGUAAAAUUAUUUUUAAUAUCUUUAAAUUGUAGGGUUUUUUUUUUUUUGUUUUUUUUUUUGACAUUGCUUAGACUGAUUUUCUAAGAAUCAUGUGAACAAAAAUUCAGUCUAAGGGGCGGUCCCUGACAGGGUGCUGUCCAUCAUGGUCACCGUGUCAGCAGGGGCUGCUGGAGCGCUUCGCACUGCUGGGGUUUUCAAGUGUUGCUUUUUCAGGGGAGAGCUGGGCUUUAAAAAUAUCUCAGGUGCUGGGUGUUUGAAGCUCUUAUUUCCCUCCUAAGAUGGCACGCCUCUUCCCUCUCCCUCCUUCUGUCUUCCCCGUCUCUCCCCCUCUGCUUUCUCCCCUCCCCCCUUCCUCCUUUGACCUCUGCUUUCUACCCUUGUCCGUCUCUGUCCUGUCUCUCCCCAUCAGUUCUCCCCUCCUUCACCGUUAAUACACCUGCUGCUGAUUCGGUCAGAUCUCAGACUAAAUUACUGGGUGCUUUGAUCGCAUCAGCCCUCUUAUUUAUCGAAAUAAGGGAGAAGUGAAACGCUCUCCUGCCUCCUGCCUAAUUUAGCUUUGAGGGGACUAAAUGGCUUCCCCUCCCCUCAGCAAGUGUUAAACGCUGCAAUUCCAUCUUAUCCAAACAGCUCACUGGCUGCCAAAUCCUCCUGGGGCUCUUGACUAAAAUGCUCAAGAGACUAAAUCUGGCCAGAUGCAGGGCUCCUUGGGAGUUCUCUUCAGCUGCUUAGGGAGCCCCUCCAUCCUUUCCCUCCUGAGGAUUUUCUUCUGUUUGUUAGUUUGGGACAGGGUCUCAGUAUGUAGCUCUGGCUGGUCUGGAAGUUACUAUGUAGAGCAGGUGGGUCCUAGACUUAGAGAGAUCUGCUUGUUUCUGCCCCCAUAGAAUGCUGGGAUAAGAGGCGUGUACCACCAGGCCUGGCAUGACUUCCUUUGGUUGGAUGGGUUGUUUUCUUUCUCUUUUAUUUUUCUUGUUAUUUAUAUUUAUUUAUGUUUUUGGCCUUAAUAUUUGGGAACUAGGUUCUUGAGUUCAGCUAACGUUUCAGACCACGGACAGGUUAAGCAAAGGGAAGGAAGAGGAGGGGCCUCUUUUCUAACAAGGGAACCAUUUUCAAACUUUGCAGGCUGCUCCCGCUGCGGCUUCUGUAGGAAUGGAUAUACUGUUCCAUUGGGAUUCGAUUCACUAGCACAGACUGUGGCUUGCUGGCUCCUGCUUGGAUGGCAAGAUUCUUUGCUUAGAGCAUGUGGAGCAGCCUUCCAGCUUGAGUAGUCAGUGGAAGAUCCAAGCCAGUGCGCCAUGUCCCUUUAGCCACCCUGUCUACCACAUGUAUCUGUCUCUGCAUGGCUGGUCAGUGCUGAGUGUGUUUGCAGUUCCUACGGAGAUUACUGUGUGGAUUUAAGUUACGAGUUGUUGCUCCUUUUAUGACUCUGCUGGGCUCAGGACUGAAGGUCGGUUCAUCCCAGGGGCUGGGAGUGUUGCCGGCUGAUGUGUUUCUCUUUGAGCAUUUCCUCGAUUCGCAGCCCUGCCUUGCCCCUGAUCGUAUGCCUUUCCUGGGGGUGUGUAAUCCAUGACUAUGAAGAGAUGAGGGCCUGGUCUCUCCAACACUACUUUGGGGGACAGCUCUGGAGCUCCCUUUGGGGCUACAAGACCUUCCUGUGCUUGCCUUGCAUUUUGGUGCCCCUUCCCCUCCCGGGUGUCUGUCCCAACACCCCAGCAGUGCCCCUUGUAAAACCUCCCUGCAUGAAGCUUUUGUCUCCAGUCUGUUCCUGCGUUUUUUCCUGUUAGCGCAGGCUUGAGCUCCAAUGAAGGCCCAUUUCCUCACUGUGUCGUGGGACAAUUGUGCCUGUGUGGUUAUCAGGCAUGAUAAAUGCAAAGUAGGUUUACUAUUUAUUCGGAAUGUGAAUUUUUGCUAUUUAUUCUACCUGUUGAUUGUAUGUGUUGUGAUAAUGAACUUAAAGCCAAAUAAAAGCUUGAAUUGUA